Arabis nemorensis is the source of this 936-nucleotide messenger RNA. The record is from the annotation of a GenBank genome assembly. Lineage: Eukaryota; Viridiplantae; Streptophyta; Magnoliopsida; Brassicales; Brassicaceae.
AUGGCGACGGAGAAAAGCAAGAUUCUGGUGAUCGGAGGAACUGGUUACAUCGGGAAAUUCAUCCUCGAAGCCAGCGCGAAAUCCGGCCACCAAACCUUCGCUCUUGUUAGAGAAGCAUCUCUCUCGGAUCCGGUCAAGGGCAAAAUCGUCCAGAGUUUCAAAGAUCUCGGUGUUACAAUACUACACGGAGAUGUGAACGACCACGAGAGCCUAGUAAAGGCAAUAAAACAGGUCGAUGUGGUUAUAUCCACACUUGGAAGCAUGCAAAUCUUGGAUCAAACCAAAAUCAUUUCCGCCAUUAAAGAAGCUGGCAACGUCAAGAAAUUCUUGCCGUCUGAGUUUGGGACAGACGUGGACCGGACAAGUGCGGUUGAGCCGGCGAAAUCGACUUUUGCGGGGAAAGUACAAAUCAGGAGAGCUAUAGAAGCAGAAGGAAUACCAUACACUUACGUUGUUAACAAUUGCUUUGCCGGUUAUUACUUGCCGACAUUGGUUCAGUUCGAGCCUGGUCUAACUUCUCCUCCUAGAGACAAAGUCACCAUUUUGGGUGAUGGAAAUGCCAAAGCUGUGAUCAACAAGGAGGAAGAUAUUGCUGCUUACACGAUUAAGACAGUGGAUGAUCCUAGGACUCUUAACAAGAUCCUUUACAUUAAUCCUCCUAACAACACUUUAUCGAUGAACGAAAUGGUCGCCUUGUGGGAGAAAAAGAUCGGAAAGUCCCUUGAGAAGAUUCAUAUCUCUGAGGAACAAGUGCUCAAAAGCAUCCAAGAGUCUCCGGUUCCCAUUAAUGUUCUUCUUUCGAUAAACCAUGCGGUUUUUGUGAAAGGAGAUCAGACCAAUUUCACUAUAGAGCCUUCGUUUGGUUUUGAAGCCUCUAAGCUUUACCCUGAUGUCAAGUACACUAGUAUUGAGGAGUAUCUCAGUCAAUUUGCUUGA